CCGCAGCGCGCAGGAGUUUCUCGGAGGAUUUAAUUAUCUGUCAUUUUAUCCAGCAGAGCACCAGGAGCAGACACUAUCCUGCAGAGACUCCUGAGAGCAUCUCCAGAGCACCGGGCACACAGAGACAGAAGAAAGACAUCAUGAGCGACCGUUUCGACUGCAAAACAUGCAACGAGUCCCUGUGCGGGCGAAAAUACAUCCAGGUGGAGGAGAAGCCCCACUGCAUCCCCUGCUACGACCGCCUGUAUGCCAAAACCUGCCAGGAGUGUAAAGAAGUCAUCGGACAUAAUGCCAAGGAGCUCUUCUAUGAGGACAGACAUUACCACUCUCACUGUUUCCGCUGUUUCCGCUGUGACCGCUCUCUGGCAGACGAGCCCUUCACGAGCCAGGAGGCCGCGCUGGUGUGCAGCGACUGCUACUGCAGCGAGUUCUCCUCCAAGUGUGUGUCCUGCGACAAGACAGUUAUGCCAGGGUCGAAGCUGUUGGAGUACGGCGGCUCCACGUGGCACGAGGACUGUUUUGUGUGUCACGGCUGCGAGAAGCCGAUCGGUGCCGAGGCCUUCAUCCCAGACGACAACAACUACUACUGUGUGCCGUGCUACGAGGGCAGGGUGGCUCCUCAGUGCAACCACUGCAAGAAGGCUCUGACUAAAGGAGGGGUGACCUACAAGGACGAGGUGUGGCACAAAGAGUGUUUUCUCUGCACGGGCUGCAAAGCUCCGCUGGCUGGCCAACCCUUCACCUCGCAGGGGGAGAGUCCGUACUGUGUCAAGUGUUUCAGCAGCCUGUAUGCCAAAAAGUGUGCCGGCUGCAACACGGCCAUCACAGGUCAGUGGAGAAUACAGGACCUCAAAACAAUUCAGGUGUAUCCCUGGUUCAAGUCUGUCUGGGGUUGUUUGUCAACUCCUAUCUUUAUUCUCCCUGUGAUUCCUGUCUGUCUCGACUAUCUACUAUCAACAAAAUGUCAAAUGAAUUGUCCUCAACAAACAGGUGUAGGCGUUAAGGUGUGUCAGGGUUAAACUUGGCUCUAAUAC
Molecule: messenger RNA, 1034 nt
Organism: Notothenia coriiceps (black rockcod)
Lineage: Eukaryota; Metazoa; Chordata; Actinopteri; Perciformes; Nototheniidae
Product: four and a half LIM domains protein 3-like
Exons: 5
Coding region: 141-1019 (292 amino acids)
Biological process (GO): actin cytoskeleton organization
Cellular component (GO): nucleus; stress fiber; Z disc
Molecular function (GO): transcription coregulator activity; actin binding
Source: RefSeq, a predicted model, not a curated record